CACUCAUCAUUCCCAAUGGUGUCGAUGAUCGUCAGCACAUGACCAAUACAUAUUCAAUACGAGCUAACGUUACAUCGAUGUUGUUUUCCUUCCUCCGCAGUGACACGGGAUCAAAUCUGACCUCAGCACCCAAUCACAGCUAACAUUACAACAUCGCAGGCACAGCUGGUUCUCACCCUUUCUUCUUUUCCGGGUUUGUUGUCCAGAAUAAGAGGCGGACGAGCUGUCACUCGCAUACGAUCUGUACCUGGGAUGUGACGUCAGCCGGCUGCAGCGCCGCAGCUUCCUGUGCUGAAGUGCGCAAAACGAAAUCACAAUACACGUCCAUGAAUGAAAGAAGCUACAUGAUGCUCUCCACCCCUGCCGCUGGACUUCUUCUACUGUCGGCUUGGAUUUUUCCAAGUUACGCGCUGUACUUCCACAUAGGAGAGACGGAGAAGAAAUGCUUCAUUGAGGAAAUUCCGGACGAGACUAUGGUUAUUGGGAAGUACAGGACUCAGCUGUGGGACAAACAGACUGGUUCCUUCCUCCCAGCCACCCCCGGCCUCGGGAUGCAUGUCGAGAUCAAGGAUCCAGAUACAAAGAUUAUCCUUUCUCGUCAGUAUGGGUCAGACGGACGGUUCACCUUCACCUCCCACACUCCUGGAGAACAUCAGAUCUGUCUGCACUCCAACUCCACCAAGAUGGCUCUGUUUGCAGGUGGAAAACUGAGAGUGCAUCUGGAUAUUCAGGUCGGAGAACACACCAACAACUACCCUGAAAUUGCAGCCAAGGACAAACUCACCGAGCUGCAGCUGCGAGUACGACAACUUCUGGACCAGGUCGAACAGAUCCAGAAGGAGCAAAACUACCAGAGGUAUCGCGAGGAGCGUUUCCGCAUGACGAGCGAGAGCACCAACCAGCGUGUUCUGUGGUGGUCCAUCGCUCAGACGCUCAUCCUCAUCGUCACGGGGAUUUGGCAGAUGAAGCACCUCAAAAGCUUCUUUGAGGCCAAGAAACUGGUGUAGUGUCUGUCCGAGUGUGGGCAGCAUCAGAAAAACGACAUAAAACACGAGAGGAAGAUAGUCUUGACUGAGCAGAACAGAGACGUCCACCAACAGAGCCACAGAAACAUCUUGGAAGACGGGUGUGAUCGGCCAUAAAUGGUACGAACACAUUGUCAGCAGCAGUUCUCCGUCCGGGGAAUUGGGUUUUUUUUUUCUCCUUUUUCCCGCAAACGUUUUAAGCUAUUGUUAUAUUUUUCCGUUAGCAACACACCGUUCCAACUGCCUUUCUUGGUGUGCUCUUCACGUUUCCCUGUUCAAGAAGAAGCAGAGAUGACAAUAAAUGAACUGAGACUGUGUUUUUUUUUUACAGUCACAGGAGCCAGUGGAUGUGUAACGAUGAGAAUGUUUAAGCCGUUAAAUAUAACCAAGUAACUUAUCGACUCCUAAAUCAUUUUUUUUUGGUCAUUGUUAGUGUUGCACAUUAGUUUUAUAACUACUGAACAUGAGCUUUCAGCUUUGGUCACACCUGAUUCCUCCCAUGCACAUGUUGCUUAAAUCCCUGUAUUUAAUAUUCAUAAGCGGAACAUAAACAUUCAAUAAAUGCUUCAUAACAGCCUGUAAUAUAGUGGCAGUAGAGGACAUUUUCGGUCUUAAUUAAUUUAUUGGUAAAAAGUUAUGAUUUCCCGGUCGAGUGGUUGAAACUGGGGAACAAACUCUUAAUUCAUCUUUAAUGACACAGUAUAUCAUAGCUGUGAUUUUAUUAAUGGCACAUAACAAACGCUCAUUGUGUCAUUAUCUAACCCACUUACUAGAUUUUUCCCUGAGCUUUCAGCCCCAUCUUGUGGCCUUCAUCAGAAAAUGUUUUGUUCAGUUGUGAUGGAGGCUGAAAAAUUUGUCCACAUGGCAAAUAACUUACAUUUUAACUUCAUGUUUGAUAUGGUGACAUUUGUUUUCUAGUAUAAAUUUUUCAAUUCAUUCACCGGUUAGAUUCUUAACAAAUGCACUAAUAAACACAUUUUCUUUAUGCGUGAUUAAACAGUGUUAUAAACCAUAUAUUAGGUGUUUAUUUACUGCUUAUGAACAUGUUACCAUCCGUCCUUCCAGGUCCCUGCUGCCAGAGCUCGGCCUGUAGACAGUUUGUGAUACUCGCCUAUGAUUAGCAGAAUUGUUCUGUGAGUUGUCAAUAACAGGUUUGGCUUAUUGACUGUCCUGUUAGGUUUCUGAUGCCUUUCAUAAGGACGGGAUGCUCAAGUCUUGACGUUUGUUUUUGAUUGUGUCAGCAGGUUUUUUUUGUUUGUUUAAUCAGAACGUAUUUAUUGAGCAGUCGUAGCCUGGGUUUUAUUGCUUUUUUUUAAUGAGCUAUUUCCAUUUCUCAAUGCUGCAAAGCAUUUUAACUCUUGUUAGUUUAAAAUAAGUUAUAAUCUGAAAGAAACAAUGAGGUCCAAUUUUAAAGUUUCUCUUUUUUUUUUUACAUGCAAAAUGUAGAUUUAGGUCAAGUUCUUGAGAUGCAACAUGUUUGGGAACUAAAUUCCUUUUUCACAAAAAAAGUUGUUACAGUAACACUGAAAGAAUUAAAUUUUUUCCAGAUGUCACCUGCAUGUACUUAAUAAAGAAAUUAUCUCUGAU
Messenger RNA from Scophthalmus maximus (turbot), 2612 nucleotides. It is a transcript of the gene tmed4, whose product is annotated as transmembrane p24 trafficking protein 4. Lineage: Eukaryota; Metazoa; Chordata; Actinopteri; Pleuronectiformes; Scophthalmidae. Gene Ontology annotation, biological process: Golgi organization; endoplasmic reticulum to Golgi vesicle-mediated transport; intracellular protein transport. Gene Ontology annotation, cellular component: Golgi apparatus; endoplasmic reticulum-Golgi intermediate compartment; COPII-coated ER to Golgi transport vesicle. Bases 327 to 1007 code for a protein of 226 amino acids. The record is from RefSeq and is a predicted model, not a curated record. The transcript is spliced from 6 exons.